AAAUAAUGUUUAUUUUUAUAGUCUUGUUCGACGGUAUCUGCUCAACCGACAGCGAAAGGAACUGCAAGAUUUAGUAUGGGAUGUAUACAAAAUCAGCUUUGUUGAAACACAAAUACUGCUGGUAUAGCCGUUGGUAAAAGGCAAAGCAAUCAUUGUGACGAAUGCUGCUCCUCAGAUCAUUGCAAUAGUGCUCUUUGUUCCCAUCUACAACCGUCUGCAUGUGUAGAUGACGAAACCGCAGAUUGUGCAAAGAUGCAUUCCCUUUUCCAGAUAUGUAAAGAUAUUCAACAUGCAAAGCUUGUAUGUCCAAGAUUUUGUGGCCUUUGUAACGUUGUUGACGGUAAUUGGGCAAACUGGUCAAAUUGGUCUUUGUGUGAUGUCACAUGUGGUAAUGGAACGCAAGUUCGAGCUAGGACCUGCACAGAUCCUGCACCAGCGCAUGGAGGGGCAUAUUGUAGCGGUCCUCAUUCACAAAAUAAACCAUGCUUAAAGGACGUAUGUCCAGUCAAUGGAGGUUGGUCAACUUGGUCCGUCUGGGGAGCCUGUUCUUCAACAUGCGAUAUUGGGAUACAGAGGCGUGAUCGUUCAUGCUCAAACCCUUACCCUUCACGGUUUGGAGACCAUUGUUUCGGGGAUUCUCGUGAUGACAGAAUAUGUAUUACUCAGCCGUGUGCAAAUGGAGGAUGGACAAGCUGGGAUAACUGGUCUACUUGUACGGUUACAUGUGGAGGUGGUAUAAGGUCAAAGUCACGGUCAUGUACCAACCCAAAACCAUCUGUACUUGGACAAUAUUGCAACGGAAUACCGUUGCAAACAGAGCAAUGUGGAAACAAAAUUUGUCCAGAUCACAUAUCAGCUUUUUCCGUUGGAAACCCUUACAACUAUACCGAUAAGCUUACAUUCUCCAGAAUAAUAUACCAACAUGGGAACGACUUUGAUCAAUCAACUGGUACGUUCACUUGCUCAAUUCCUGGAAUCUAUCACUUUUCCGUAACACUUGUUAAAAAGAGAGAAAAUUCAAGAGUAGACCGGGUUUUCUGCGAGCUUUCUAAAAAUGGUAGAUCGCUAACGCAUAUCGAAGUGGACCCAACAGAUGACGACACUGACAAAGGAAGUGCAGCUGUUUCUGAGUCUAUGGUUAUUCAUCUAGACAGGGGUGAUAAAGUUUAUCUAUCUAGUUGUAAUGGUCAACCGAGUACUUAUAUGGCGUAUUGGUCUUCCUUUACCGGGUUUCUACUUCAUCCGGACAAUUAACUGUCACUAAUUACUCUUCUUUAUAAUAUUUUCAAAGAUAUCAAUAUUUGUGUGGUAUAGAAUUCCGUUUUUGUCCAUUUAUUAUCCUUCAAUAUAUAAUCUGAUAUGUUGUACUAUCAAAAAAAAAGAAAAGAAAUAAAUUUAUCUAAA
Molecule: messenger RNA, 1404 nt
Organism: Ruditapes philippinarum (Manila clam)
Lineage: Eukaryota; Metazoa; Mollusca; Bivalvia; Venerida; Veneridae
Product: coadhesin-like
Exons: 7
Coding region: 253-1254 (333 amino acids)
Molecular function (GO): protein binding
Source: RefSeq, a predicted model, not a curated record